Messenger RNA from Lingula anatina, 561 nucleotides. RefSeq names its product 26S proteasome non-ATPase regulatory subunit 8. Gene Ontology annotation, biological process: proteasome-mediated ubiquitin-dependent protein catabolic process. Gene Ontology annotation, cellular component: nucleus; cytosol; proteasome regulatory particle, lid subcomplex. The record is from RefSeq and is a predicted model, not a curated record. Lineage: Eukaryota; Metazoa; Brachiopoda; Lingulata; Lingulida; Lingulidae.
ACAAAGAUGGCAGCUCUGAAAGAAGUUGUGUCGACUUAUCAACAGUUAACCCAAGAAUGGAACAAAAAGCCAUCGGAUUUAGACAAAUGUGGCGCUCUUCUUGGUAAAUUAAAGGUUGCAUUGACGGGGCUUAUGUUCUUGCCUACACAAGAUACAGCAGCAACAAAACAGGAGCUCCUUGUUGCAAGAGACAUUCUUGAAAUUGGAGCUCAAUGGGCAAUAGCAAAACGCGAUAUUCCAACAUUUGAAAGAUACAUGGCCCAGCUGAAGUGCUACUACUUAGAUUACAAAAAUGAUCUCCCCGACUCCGCAUACAAGUACCAGCUCUUGGGCCUGAAUCUCCUUUGUUUGCUGUCACAAAACAGACUCGCAGAAUUCCACACAGAGUUGGAGUUACUGCCUGUGAAAGAUCUACAAACAAAUAUAUACAUCAAGCAUCCCAUUUCAAUGGAACAGUAUUUAAUGGAGGGAAGUUAUAACAAGAUUUUUCUUGCAAAGGGGAAUGUUCCAGCAGAGAGUUACAAUUAUUUCAUGGACAUCUUAUUGAACACUAUCAGGUAA